Messenger RNA from Silurus meridionalis, 1407 nucleotides. RefSeq lists its product as uncharacterized. The transcript is spliced from 2 exons. The coding region runs from base 106 to 996 and encodes 296 amino acids. Gene Ontology annotation, molecular function: nucleic acid binding. NCBI's taxonomy places the organism in Eukaryota, Metazoa, Chordata, Actinopteri, Siluriformes, Siluridae. The record is from RefSeq and is a predicted model, not a curated record.
CUGCCAUACUCUAAUGAGAAACACAACAGUACCAUACAUGCAAAAAUACUGAAAUUGUUACUUUACAGAAUUGCUAGACGUCCAGAUGUUGGGGGCAGAGGAAGAAUGUUCACUCCAGAGCAAGAGACCCAUAUAGUGAACAUGGUGAUUGCCAAUAAUGCAAUAAGACUGCGCGAAAUACAGCAGCGCAUAAUUGAUAAUGACACCAUCUUUCAAAAUAUACACAGUGUAAGCAUUUCUGCAAGUCGUGUACUUGCGCGCCACAGAAUAAGAAUGAAGCAAAUUUACAGAGUUCCUUUCGAGAGAAACACAGAACGUGUAAAGCAACUGCGAUAUGACUAUGUGCAGAAAGUGAUGGAACUAGAAGCAGAUGCAAUGGGACAUGAGCUACUUUUUGUAGAUGAGGCCGGUUUUAACCUCAGUAAAACCAGGAGACGUGGCAGGAACAUUACUGGACACCGUGCCAUCAUCAAUGUCCCAGGACAACGUGGUGGUAACAUAACCAUGUGUGCAGCUAUAAGCCAAAAUGGUGUUGUUCACCAUCAUGCAACCAUAGGCCCAUACAACACUGCACACAUUAUUGCAUUCCUGGACACCUUACAUGACAUGCUAACUGUUCAGAGACCAGAGCAUACCCGAUAUGUCAUCAUAUGGGACAAUGUUAGUUUCCAUAGGGCUGCUUUGGUCCGCAACUGGUUUACAGACCACCCAUCCUUCAUGGCACUCAACCUCCCUCCAUACUCUCCAUUCUUAAAUCCCAUCGAGGAGUUCUUCUCUGCCUGGCGCUGGAAAGUGUACGACCGUCAUCCUCAUCAACAGGUAGCCCUUUUACAGGCAAUGGAGGAGGCAUGUGGAGAUAUUGACCAGGCAUCAUGUCAGGCCUGGAUAUGGCAUUCAAGGAGAUGUUUUCCCCGGUGCCUUGGACUGGAGGAUAUUGCAUGCGAUGUGGACGAAUUUUUGUGGCCGGACCCAGAAAGACGACAUGAUGUAGGCUGAUUGUCUUUUUUUUUUCUUUUUUUUUGUGAAAUUACUAUUUUGUGUUCUGACUUUGUCUUGGUUUUGAUGAGUGUGAAUAAACACCAAUACUUGAAGUUUGGAUCCUUGUAUGUUUACAUGACACUAUGACAAAAGUAUGACCUUAAAUUGACAUCUGUACACAGAGAAAGCAAAAGCCAGAUGUGUUUUGUAUUCAUACCAUCAGUGUGUAGUUGGCACAUUGUGUGCUUAGUAGAUGAUGGCUUGUGUUUACUGUUUGAUACGAAAACACCAUUUUUACGAAGGUGUGAAGAGUUAAUCUAGCUGUGUUCGCUUUUGCAAGAGAACUACAAUGUUUUGAUAAUUGGGUGAAAGGUUUUCUUAUUUGUGUGUAGAGUUUUGCAAAAAUAGCCAAUAGUUACAAAAAAUGUG